AUGGUGAGGGUCCAGAUGGACCCGUUAUCAGACGGGAAGGAGGAUAUUCGUGCCUUGAAGUGCGUACUUGUUGGUGAUGCUGCUGUUGGAAAGACAUCUCUGAUUGUUUCGUACACCACUAAUGGCUAUCCGAAACAAUAUGCAGGAUUCGAUUCCCUGCGGCCAUUCACAUAUCCUGACACCGAUGUAUUCCUGUUGUGUUUUAAUGUGAUGCUGCCGAGCACACUGCGAUCAAUCACGAAUCACUGGAUUCCCGAGAUCAAUAAAACAGUGCCUAAUACACCUGGCAUGUUUCAAAUCCUGGUUAUUGAUUUGUGCAAGAAUGGUGAACAGCCAGUCAGUGAGUCAAAAGCGCGGAUACUGAGCGAAGAGCUGAGUGCCGAUUAUUUGGAAUGUUCGGCGCUUACACAGCACAAUCUUAAAGAAGUUUUCGAUGCGGCAAUUUUAACGGCACUGCGCAGUAAAGCAUCAAAUGCUGCUACUGCUUGUUCUACUGCUAACGCCGAUGUACCGUUGUCGCGCGGAAUAAGGGGUCUUCUGAGUAACGAGAGCGACAGGGACGAGAAAAAAUCAAGUAGAAUUAGGCAAGGCAUCAAAAGAAUUGUCACCUUCACCAAAAGAUUGUUGUAA
Molecule: messenger RNA, 630 nt
Organism: Gongylonema pulchrum
Lineage: Eukaryota; Metazoa; Nematoda; Chromadorea; Rhabditida; Gongylonematidae
Source: the annotation of a GenBank genome assembly